AAAGAAGUCUUUACGGGAAUAGCUUUUGUGUUAUCAGUUGUACAAGUUUAUUUUUAAUUUUUUUUUUACCACAGAUCUUUAUAAUAGCCGGUUAUUGUCUGACUUCUCACCAAUAAUAAUACAACAAUUCUGGGCAGCUAGUAGAGCGGACUGGUGAUAGCAUGGAGAAGAAAAGGCCAAAGCCUGCAGAUGGAAGCAAUCCGUUUGAAGGGAUGAAGAUCGCUUCCCAUGAUGUCUUAGCUGAUCUGAAGCAACGUUCAAAGUGUUCUCUGUGUAAAGCAUCAAGGAAAUACUUCUGUUAUACCUGUUAUGUCCCUGUGCCUGCACUGAAAGACAAGAUACCAUUCGUGAAUUUGCCUGUCAAAGUCGAUAUCAUCAAGCACUCGAGGGAGGUGGACGGGAAGAGCACAGCCAUACAUGCAGCCAUCUUGGCUCCGGACGAUGUCAACAUAUAUACCUUCCCAGACAUGCCGAACUAUGAUAAUCCCUCAGAAAAGGUGGUUCUUGUCUACCCCAGCAGUGGUGCAGUGUCCUUAGAAGAACUUAAACAGAGACAAGCCAAAGAACUCGAUACAACCAAGAAGGACAAUAAAGAUAUCAAGGAUUCAGAUGGUCAGACUAGCAAUGCAUCAGGGUGUCCUUUCCAGAGGGUAAUCUUCAUUGACUGCACGUGGGAUCAGACUUACCAGAUCUGUAAGGAUGAACGUCUCUCAGGCCUUCAAUGCGUUGUCGUAAACGACCGGAAAACUUGCUUUUGGAGGAGUCAGCGGAAACCAGACACCUACCUUGCUACAAUUGAAGCCAUCUACUACUUCAUGGUCGACUACCAGAAGACAUUCCUUCCGGAGGAUGUGGGUUGCUAUGACAACCUCCUCUACUUCUACAGCUUCAUGUACGACCUUGUGCAUCAGAAUGAUGGGAGAGAUGUUAAGCGCAAGAAAGAGGAGAAUGGGUAAGGAAAGGAGUGCUGUUCUUCGAAAGCCUCGGAACUGCAGCCGAUCUGAGUUUGAUGGUCAAAUUGUCUUGAGCCAAACAAGAUGGGAACGAGGAGA
This is a messenger RNA of Lytechinus variegatus (green sea urchin), 1052 nucleotides long. RefSeq names its product tRNA-uridine aminocarboxypropyltransferase 1-like (gene dtwd1). Lineage: Eukaryota; Metazoa; Echinodermata; Echinoidea; Temnopleuroida; Toxopneustidae. Gene Ontology annotation, molecular function: tRNA-uridine aminocarboxypropyltransferase activity. The transcript is spliced from 5 exons. Gene Ontology annotation, biological process: tRNA modification. Gene Ontology annotation, cellular component: nucleus. The record is from RefSeq and is a predicted model, not a curated record. Bases 162 to 956 code for a protein of 264 amino acids.